This is a messenger RNA of Pedinophyceae sp. YPF-701, 1674 nucleotides long. The record is from the annotation of a GenBank genome assembly. NCBI's taxonomy places the organism in Eukaryota, Viridiplantae, Chlorophyta, Pedinophyceae.
AUGGAGUCCAGGCCGAAGCGACCUCCCCCGCCGGCGCUCGACGUGGGCCGGCAGCUGCCCCCGGCGUCGCCCGCGGCGGCCGGGCGGGUGCCAGCGUCGCCGGCGGUGCCGUCGAUGCUCACGGGCGUCUCCGCGUCGCCCGCGCGGCACGGAGGGGGCGCCGCGCGAGGCACCGCCGCUCACGCCGGGACCCCGGGGUCCGCGGCGAACGCGCUCGCGGGCGUGACGCGCGCGCCGAGCGCGUCCCCCGCUGCGCUGGGCACGCCCGGACGCGUCCAGGUGGCGCGGCAGGCGUGCAACUGCAAGAACUCGCGGUGUCUGAAGCUGUACUGCAUUUGUUUCUCGUCGGGGGUGUAUUGCGACGGGUGCAACUGCGUCAACUGCUGCAACAACCAGGACGCGGAGACCGUGCGGCAGCGCGCGAUCGACGUCAUCCUCGAGCGCAACCCGAACGCCUUCCGCCCGAAGAUCGCGGGCGCGGCGGACGGCCAGGGGCGCCGCGCCAAGCACAGCAAGGGGUGCAACUGCCGCAAGUCGAGCUGCCUGAAGAAGUACUGCGAGUGCUUCCAGGCGGGCAUCUUCUGCGGCGAGAACUGCAAGUGCGUCGACUGCAAGAACUUCGUCGGCUCCGCGCAGCUCGCGGCCGUCCGGCAGCACGUGCCCACGCCGCAGACCGCCGACGCCGCCACGCCGCCGCCGCUCAAGCGCGCCCGCACGGCCGGGCCCGCCGCCACGCCCGUCUCGCCCAGCUCCAGCGCGCUCGUCGGGCCCGGCCGCGCCGCGCACGCGUCGUCGCCCAUGGCCGCCGGCCGCACCCCUGUGCACGCGGGCGCGUCGCCGGCCGCGCUCCCGCUCCCGCCCGCGACGCCCGCGGACCCCGAGCGACGCCAGAGGCUCCAGGAGCGCCGCGUGGCGCUGCACACCGCGUGGGCGCGCUCGGGCCUCCUGGACGAGGUCAUCCUGCUGCUGCAAGAGAAGACGCUGGAGGCGAAGCAGCGCGCGGGGGCGGAGGCGGCGGCGGAGGAGGACGCGGGGGCGGACGCGGGGGCGGAGGGGAACGGGGGCGCGCGGGGCGAGAACGGCGCCGGGGAGGUGCAGGAGCGCGGGGGUGACGGGGCGGGGGCGGCGGGGGAGCGCGAGGACGACGACCUGCUGUGCGACGAGGGCGAGGAGACGCUGGAGGGGUCGCCGGAGGCGGGCGGGGCCGCGGCGGGCGGGGCGCGGGCGGCGCGGGGGAGCGCGGCGAGGCGCGCAGACCCGGCGACCGAGGCGAAGCUGGCGGUGCUGCAGGCGCUCAAGGGCGUGCUGCAGAGAGUGGUGGCCGCGGGCGCAUCGAGCGCGGGCGUGGGGCCGCGGCGCGGGACGUUCAUGCUCGGGGGCAGCGCCCUGCUGCAGCAGCCGACGACCUCGGGGCGCGCCGGGGGGGACGGCGGGCCCACGCUGCGGCUGAUCUCGGUGCAGGAGGACGGCACGAUGUCUCCGGCCCUCGCAGGCAGCCUGCGGGAGGCCGACACGGACGCUGCGGGUGCGCGCGUGCAUUUGCAUUUGCGCCGCGCCGAACCUGCGCGCCGUGGCGGCGUGCGCGACACCCGCGCGGGCACGCGUCCGAGCGAUCGCAUGCUGCCGCGCGUGGCGAGGUGGUGCGGCCGGAGCGGUCGCAGUGUGCGCUGUUGA